This is a messenger RNA of Dictyostelium discoideum AX4, 921 nucleotides long. It is a transcript of the gene ucpA, whose product is annotated as transmembrane protein. Gene Ontology annotation, cellular component: mitochondrial inner membrane. The record is from RefSeq and is a predicted model, not a curated record. NCBI's taxonomy places the organism in Eukaryota, Evosea, Eumycetozoa, Dictyosteliales, Dictyosteliaceae. The transcript is spliced from 3 exons. The coding region runs from base 1 to 921 and encodes 306 amino acids.
AUGAGCGUAAAUUUAAAUAAUAAUAAAAAUAAUAAGAAUAAAGUUGCUAUUGGUUUUAUAAGUGGAAGUUUAGCUUCAAUAUGUGCUACAACAGUUACAAAUCCAAUUGAAUUAGUAAAAACAAGAUUACAAUUACAAGGUGAAUUACAAUUAUCACAAAGAAUAUAUAAUGGAGUAUGGGAUGCAUUUAAACAGAUUUACAAGACAGAAGGUAUAAGAGGAUUACAAAGUGGUUUAAUACCUGCAUAUUUUUCACAAGCAACAAUGCAAGGAAUUAGGUUAGGUAGUUUCGAUUUAAUAUCAAAUGCACUUGGUGCAAAACCAAAUCAAGAUUACUUUUUCUUAAAGAAUUUAUUAGCUGGUGCAACUGCUGGUGCUAUUGGUGCUGCUGCUGGAAGUCCUUUCGAUUUGGUUAAAGUUAGAAUGCAAGCUGCUAACAUGUAUAAAAACGAUCCACAAUUUGUUGGUUAUUCAUCUUCUUUUGCUGCAUUUAAACAAAUUAUACAAAAAGAAGGUUUCAAAGGUUUAACCAGAGGUAUGUUAACCUCUGCUCAAAGAACUGCUGUUGGUUCUGCAAUUCAAUUAUCAACUUAUGGUUCUUGUAAAAAUUUAGUUUUAAAUUUCGUUGAUGAUGGUAUUUAUGCAUAUAUAAUAUCGAGUAUGGUAGCAGGAUUUAUAGUAACAUUUGGUAUGAAUCCAUUUGAUGUUGCAAGAACAAGAUUAUAUUUUCAAGGUAAAGGUAAUUCACAUGGUGAAAUUUAUAAAGGUUUAAUGGAUUGUGUUUAUAAAACUGUUAAAAAAGAAGGUUUUGGUGCGGUUUAUAAAGGAUUUUGGGCACAUUAUCUUAGAUUGGGUCCUCAUACCAUUCUAACUUUAGUAUUUUGGGAACAAUUUAAAAAAUUAUUUUCUGGUGAAUUAUAA